This is a messenger RNA of Brassica oleracea var. oleracea, 983 nucleotides long. RefSeq lists its product as uncharacterized. NCBI's taxonomy places the organism in Eukaryota, Viridiplantae, Streptophyta, Magnoliopsida, Brassicales, Brassicaceae. The transcript has 5 exons. The coding region runs from base 174 to 824 and encodes 216 amino acids. The record is from RefSeq and is a predicted model, not a curated record.
GAAGGAGCUUCUGCGUUUAAAGCAUAACCCUUUCUUAGCAACCUUCUCCUGACAAGAAACCCGAAGAUGCUGAGAUCAAGCCUCAGGAUCCAAAUCAUGGCGAUUCUCCAAAGUAUCCAUUUAUUUAUCCGGGUCUUGUUCCCGGGUCGAACCCUGGACAGUGCGAUGAACAAAUGAACCGUGGAGCUGGCAUUUAUGCGGCUCCUGUUCAUCAGUUUGGAGGAUAUGUCGCUGGUCUUCCCUCGAACUAUCUCAUCCCUCUCACUUACAAUGUUCCCACGACGACUAGACCAAGCAAUGAGACUGAGGCUGGGGGAGAGAACCAAGCGCAAGCGAGGCAGGGUCAGCAGCAACAACCUGGACAUCAAAGGCAAGUGGUGGUACGGAGAUUUGAGAUCACGUUUCAGCUGGACAUAUUCCUCAUACUCAAGCUUGCUGCUGUCAUCUUUUUGUUCAACCAAGAUGGAUCUAGACAACGGCUCGCUCUUCUUGUGAUUUUCGCUACCAUUAUCUACUUAUACCAAACUGGAGCUCUUGCACCUUUUAUCCGAUGGCUCUCACAAGGUAUGCACAGAGCAGCGGUACCACCUCGAGCUCAUCGACCUGAUAAUGAUCCAGCAGCUGCAAUGCCACUAAACCAAGAUGCUGCUCCUGAGGGACAAGAGAACGAAGCUGGUGAUGGGAACCGAGCAAACGCAAAUGAAAAUGUUGGUGCAGGUGCAGGACAACAAGGGAAUCAGUGGUGGGGAAUAGUGAAAGAGAUUCAAAUGAUAAUUUUCGGCUUCAUAACUUCACUACUCUCUGGCUUCCACAACAUAGAUUAGUCUCUCUCUCUUUUUUUUCUUCUGCAUACACUCAACCUUCUUCAACAGAAGAAAGUGUUUAUGUUCUACUUUGUCGUCUGUGAUCUCUUAUGUGAAGAAAGUACAGAAAAUUUUAACUUUUGAGACUCAAAUUUAGUUGAAUGUGCGCUCCUUGAGAGA